UACGACCGGAAGUGGUACGUCAGAUAAUGUGUUCCCCCUUUCCUAGAGCUUCCUGUUUUGCUGCUGUCAUUGAUUUUUAUGACUGAUCCCAACUGAGCCUGUGUGUCUCCUGUAUUGCCCUCAUGGCUGCCGGUCACUGCCCCAGUAUUAUACCGCUCUCCUAGCCAUGUAGUCCGGGGCUUGUGUGCACCUUCUGCCUGCCGUGUAUCUCCUCCAUGAUGUCGGGGCCUCAGUCUUCAGUUCUGGGUGGUCGCCCUCAGCCCCCGGUCAUGUGCUCCAGCUCCUGGCAGGGUCAGGCUGAUCUGGCUGCGGUGGUGAAGUUAUCUGCUGCAGACUUUCCUGCCCAAGAAGAAGAAGAGGAGGAGAAGGAGGAGCCCUCUAGGGAGCACUGUGCAGUCCUGGAGCUACCAUCAUCCUCACAAGUCGACUCUCCAUGUACCUUGUCUUUACUGUGUGCGCCUCAAGGGAAAGAUCGAAUACUGAGUAUUACUGUCUGCAGUGAAGCCAGGACCAUUGAGGUUUAUGGUGGGUCCCCAGAUGGACAUGAAGAGGAGUACCUGGGCACCAGUCGAGGGGAGAGAUACUGCACCUUUCCAAGCAGUGAAGAAGAUGGUUCUGCUGUUUUGUACAAAGCUCACCUGAAGUUUGAGUUCCCAGCACCAUCAUGUACUGUCAAGCUGCUGUCGCUUGGUGGCAGGAGCCGUGUCCUAGUGAGUGAGAUUUCAGUGCAAAUGACCUCUGUCCCAGAAAGAUGUUCUCAAGCCUCAUGCCUGCCAGAGCUGUCCAUAAAUCUAGAUCGUGUACAGAGUAUUAUGGACAGUAUGGGUGGAAAAAUGUCACCCGGGGCAGAGCAGUUGAUGAACAUGGUGCGUGCGCAGCAGAAGCAUCAGGUACCUUUUGGAGCUCACUUUAUGCAGCUGUUUGGGAGCUUCCAGCAUGGAAGGGGUCAGAUGAAGGAGGAGGCCAGACAACCAACACUUUCAGUUAAUACGAUUACUGAUAAGAAGACAGAAAUCCCGGUUUCCCAGUCUUGCCCCUCAGUUCAACACACAAGUCCUGAAAAUGAUAUGAAGUCUAUUAUGUCUUCACUGCUGCAAAAUUCGAUGGGACCGGCUGCCAGUCCUGAUUCUUUGGUGCCAUUUCUGCGCAAUCUUUGUGUAGGAAACAAACCGGAAUCCUGCAUAGCAUCAAAAGAAGAAAAGACUGAACCAGCUUUGGAGAGACUUCUGUCUGCGCACAUGGAGCGUAUGGAAAGGACACUUAUGGCCCAUAUCGACCAGCGGAUGAGACGUUUACAGGAGCAUCUGGACACUAGACUGGAUCGGCUAUUAAACCUAAUGCAGAACAACACAUUAUCCAAAGACUCGGCAGAAAAACUAGUCAAUGGCCAAAAUGAGCAUAGGCACCAGCAGGACUAUGACUGCGGAGAAUUCAUUAUUCAUUAAUCCAGUCAUUAGUUAUGGGAUUCCUUGCAUGAAUGAUUUUAUGGUCUCUGUGGGUUCGACAUCAAUUCAUUUACUGGUGGAUUUGUGAACGGUUUUCUUGAGGUUUAGAAAAUACUGACAUAUUGAAAAGCUAUACUGAAUAAAUCUCCGGGUGUUAUGUUAUAGGCAUUGUACACCUUUGACACCAAUUAUUUAUACUAUAUGGGGGAGAUUUAUCAAAAUCUGUGUUGCCCCUAACAACCAAUCACAUCGCUUCUUUAAUUUUUCAGAAAGAAGUGAUCUGAUUGGUUGCAAUGGGUAAUUCAGCAAUUUUGAUAAAUCUCACCCUACGUGCAUAUGAAAUAAAAAUAAAUAAAUAAAGCAACGAUGCAAUAGUUCUUAAAACAAUUCUGCAGUUUUGUUUCUACCACCUCCUAUUCAAUACUAUGGGCUGUCAUGUAGAAAAAGGACGGUCCAGUGCUUGACGCAGGGAACAGGUACUUUAUUAGAAUGCCA
This is a messenger RNA of Hyla sarda, 1940 nucleotides long. RefSeq names its product chromosome 7 C10orf88 homolog (gene C7H10orf88). Bases 216 to 1445 code for a protein of 409 amino acids. The transcript has 5 exons. Lineage: Eukaryota; Metazoa; Chordata; Amphibia; Anura; Hylidae. The record is from RefSeq and is a predicted model, not a curated record.